This is a messenger RNA of Canariomyces notabilis, 2328 nucleotides long. RefSeq lists its product as uncharacterized. Gene Ontology annotation, biological process: regulation of ER to Golgi vesicle-mediated transport; retrograde vesicle-mediated transport, Golgi to endoplasmic reticulum; endoplasmic reticulum to Golgi vesicle-mediated transport. Gene Ontology annotation, cellular component: Dsl1/NZR complex. The transcript is spliced from 4 exons. The record is from RefSeq and is a predicted model, not a curated record. The coding region runs from base 1 to 2328 and encodes 775 amino acids. Lineage: Eukaryota; Fungi; Ascomycota; Sordariomycetes; Sordariales; Chaetomiaceae.
AUGGAAUCUGACAUCCGCGUCGAGGACUACCUCGACGACAAACUGCAAUCGACGACCGACUUUGAGCACCUGGACACGUUGCUCAACGGCGUCGAGUACCAGCACAGUCAGCUCCAGUCGCAACUCGAUGAUGCCACGCGCGAGCUCGACGAGGCACGCAGGUCGGCCGAAGACCGCCAAGCUGCGCUCGCGGCCAAGAUCCAUGAGUUUCAGACGCUGCAGAAGAGCAUUGACGUCCGCCUCCAGAUCAUAGCCGAAUCGGAUGCGCCCGACGAAGCCAUUCGCCGACUCGAGCGUCCCAUGAAGCAGCUGCACAAGGUCGACCUCGCGUACCGCUACCUACAGCUGCUCCAGGACGUGGAAAGUCUUCGCCAAGAAGCCCGUUCUCAUCUGCCCGGGGACCCCAAAGCCGCGCUGGAGCCCUACACAAGGUUGAAGCAGCUGUCGCUGCGGCUCAAGGAGCUCCAAGCUCACGCUGACGGGGCUGCGGUGCAUCUGGUCACGUAUGUUGAGUCGGCAACGGAGAAAUUGUGGGAGGAGAUGAAGAGGACCAUGUGGGACGAGCUAGAGGCGGUGCUGAAGCAGCGGGGGUGGCCAAACGUCGAUCCGGACUCCGAGGUGGACGAGGAGUGGCUCCAAUGCUUUGAGAAGCUGGUCGAUCUGCAGGUACCAGAGGUUCUCUACCACAACAGCCUCGUCACUCUUCUUCCAGUCGACGUCAUGGCGCAAAUAUUCAUCAAAGAAUUCCGGUUCCACUUUCUCAGCGACAAGCCGACGAGCAGUCCGCAGGUCAUUGGUGCCCACUGUUUGCCGUGGUUUUUGUCGCUGGUUGAGAAAUGGGAGGAUUUCUUGAGGGAUAACUUUGGGCCCAUUCUUGCUGCCAAGUUUGGCGACACGGCCGUCUCCCACAAGACGGUUUACAUGGACCCUGUCUGCGCCUUUAUCGCCUCGCUGCUGCCUGUCAUGAGGGAAAAGGUUGCUGCAGUACUUGCCGAGACGGAUGGGGACGCCGUUUUCCUUAGCAGUCUCCUGGCUCAACUCAUGACGUUUGAUGAGAGGAUCAGGUCCGGGUUUACCUACGAUGGUGGUGAUUCUGAGGACGGAUGGGAAGGCCUGACAUCAGAGGUGCUCAGUAAGCAUUUCAGGGCCUGGUUGGAGGCCGAAAAGAAGUUCGCUAUAGAACGGUACAAGGGAAUCAUGUCAACACAGGAUGCGAGGAAUAUCGACUACGAUUUCGCCGGCCCCGGAAAGACCAAGCCGACUUUUGCGGCCGUCCGAGUUACCGACUUGCUUCGAUCGGUUACGACACAGUACGAGAGAGUCAGGCGGUUCUCGCAUAAGCUGCGAUUCCUAAUCGACAUCCAGCUAACCAUCUUGGAUGAGUACCACGAUUACCUCAGGGGCACGCUUGAGGCAUAUCUGAGCAUCACCUCAACGGUUGGCAGAGCCUUCGGUGUGACAAAAGAGCAAUUGGCAGCUUUGGAGGGAACAGGGGCCCUCGAGACCCUCUGCAAGGUUUACGGCAGCGCCGACCACGUAGUCAAUACACUAAGAGACUGGAGCAACGAAGAGUUCUUUGUUACGUUAUGGGAACAGCUCCAGGCGAGAGCCAAAGCCAGCGACGACCAGAGCAACCUUGCCGGUGGCAUGACUUACAACCAGGUUAGGGACCGGACCUCGGCAGCCGUCGGCACCGAGGAGGACGGCGGCGUCCUUUUCGACGAGACCAUUGCUGCUUACAGGCAGAGGAGGAAGCGGGCCGAGGAAUUCCUGUCAGAAGCACUCAUCGAGUCGCAUCGGAAAGUGUUCAAGGCAUACCUUCACCGCCCGCAGUGGAGCACUAUUGCAGAAGAUUCUUCCGCGACAGCGGAUCUACCUGUCACUGCUGAAUUGGACGAGCCUUUGAGGAUUCUCAAACGGGAUCUGGACUUUCUUUCCCGUGCCCUCGGAACCGCCGUGUUCCGCCGAGUCUGGCGGGUGGCAUUGGACAAGCUCAACAAUACGCUGUGGGGUGACGUUUUGAUGAGCCACAAAUUCACCGCGUCCGGGGCGGCACAGUUCAUGCGCGACGUCCACGCCAUCUCGGCCCUCGUCGAGCGCUAUAUACCAGAAGGGUCUAGCUCGCUGAGCGGCCUCAACGACGCCCUCCGGCUGCUCAACCUUCCUGUGCAAGGGCAGGAGAAUGCGAUGCUGCUCAAGGAUGCCACUGACAGAGUAUUCACCGACAAUACCGAGGCGAAGAAGGUCUUGGAUGAACUCGAAAUCGACUCGCUGACUCCCGCAAACGCCAGGCAAAUACUACAGCGCAGGGUAGAGAACGCCGAAUGA